ACUGCCGCUGCUCACGGGCUCGCCGCUGGAGCCUCCGCCGCUACGAUGCCUAUGAGCAAUGAGCCUUUGUAUGGCUCUGCGGUGCCCAGCCAGCAGGGAUACCACUCGUACAAUGGCCUCGUAGCGUCGCCGUCGCCGACGUUGGGCGUCAGGUUUGACGGCGCUCAAGAAAUGACCACCAACAAGCGGAAGCGGGACGAGCAGUCGUCGACGCUUGGCGCGGCUCAGGCGCAACAGCACCCGGUCGUCGUCGACCGCAACGUGCGCAACCAGGCAGAAAAGUUUUGGAAUACUUUGGAGCAGGAGAGGCAGAUGCAAGAGACGCUCACGGUCUCGACCGUGAAGGCCAUGGCCGAGAAACUGCUCUUGGCCAAGGAUCAGGAGAUCAUGCGGAGCUGGAGCGUGAACUGGGCACUUGGGGAGCGCUUCAGGACCCUCUACAGGGAGGCUCAAGCGUGGCGCAUGGAUGCGCAGUCCAAGCAGACCGCAGCCAACGUGCUCCGCGCCGACCUAGAGCGGGCGCUCGCCCAGCAAGCGGCCCGUUAUGGUGGCGGUGGCAGUGGCAGCGGCAACGGUGAGGACGACGCCGAGUCAUGCUGCUGGGGCGAGAACCAUGUAGCGUUCUGCGGGGAGGUGGAGGUGGAGACGCCGGUAGUGGGGCCUCCGGUAACUGGAGUCGGCAUGUGCAAGCGGUGCAAUCAGAGCGCGCCGGUGGUGGUCAUGCUACCAUGCCGGCACCUCUCCGUUUGCGGGCCAUGCGCGGAAGCAGCAUGGUGGUGCCCGUCGUGUGGAUGCGCCAAGCAGGGCAGCAUCUGCAUCAACUUCUCCUGAUGCAAGGAAGUAAUAGUUCUUGGAACGCAUGAACCGGUGCCAGGCCGAACAUUCAUGCGUCAUUAUUUUCAUAGUUUUAGAGUCGGCAUUUUAUUUCAUUUUGAACCUUUUUCAAAUUGACUUUUGUAAGUUUUGUUUUCUUCUACUUUGUUUGUUCUCGAUGGGGAUGCUACCGCAAAGGUUCGAUGACCUCGAUAUGAGGGAUGAGUAGCCUCUUUUUUGUUUGGUUUAGGUUUCUUCUUAAGCUACUGUAUCAUUCAUUCAACAAGAAGAAAAACAGUUUGUACUACUACUAUGUCUAAGCGUUUGCGAUGAGUUACUUGAUCGCCGCAUCAGAGCGGUGGGAGAUGGUAGAGAUAGUGUAUACAGUCGUGUGAAAAUAUUGGGAAGAUGA
Hordeum vulgare subsp. vulgare (domesticated barley) is the source of this 1225-nucleotide messenger RNA. Its product is annotated as E3 ubiquitin-protein ligase BOI-like. The record is from RefSeq and is a predicted model, not a curated record. The transcript has 2 exons. The coding region runs from base 46 to 831 and encodes 261 amino acids. Gene Ontology annotation, biological process: regulation of programmed cell death. Lineage: Eukaryota; Viridiplantae; Streptophyta; Magnoliopsida; Poales; Poaceae. Gene Ontology annotation, molecular function: ubiquitin-protein transferase activity.